UGCAAGUAAAGCCGGGUUGCUGGUGCGCGCGAGUUCGUCCCGCUUAAAAAUAAUUUCAAUAAAUAAAAUAUUGAUUUGAAUAGUUUUGCUAUACAACGCUGUUCUUAGACGUCAGCUAAGGAAGCAUGAAGGAAACAUGAAGCCUCAUGACCUUGUUGGCUAAGACAUUGCCCUGAUUAUAUACAUGGUGAAUGAUUCUCUGUGGUGGAUGCAAAUAUACUGUCCUAAACGUCAGUUUAACAAUAACUCGACAACAAUUAACUCCUAUUCAACAUAACAAGAAACUUAACAACAACAACAACAAAACACUAAUUCCGCUUACUCAACAACAAACACCAUCCAAUUGAUUAUUGUUUUAAUCCAAGCAACUAAAAACAAAGGAUUAAAAACUUUUUAAAAGCAAACAUCAACAACAACAACAACAAAGUGGAAUUGGUAUAAUCAACAACGAGCUUGAGAAAUUGCGUCUACAACAACAACAACUACCAACAGAAAAAGCUUAAAGCCGUUAAGAUAGAGAGUCUGUAAGAGAGAUAGAGAAAGAGAGAUUGAGUUUUAUUUUAUAUUUGUAUGUGUGCAUGUGAGAGUUUAAUUUCUGUGGUGAAUUAUAAAAAUAGGUUUUAACAUUAUUAAUUAUUGCAUACUUUUAGGCAGUUAGAAGUUUCAGUCCCAGUGUGACAGAAGGAAGAAAGCUUCAAAGAAAGAAACAAGAGAAAGACAGAGUGAGAGAGAGAACGAGAUAGAGAGAGAGAGAGAGAGAGAGGCUUCACAAAUCCCAGGGUAUUUUAGUUACUUACAUUUUGCAUUUUCGGCAAGUUGUACUUCAAUUUUCAAUUAUGAAAAUAACAACAAUGAAGUUUAAGCGCAAAUAUGGCUGUUUAGAGAAUAUUUGAAAAGAAUUUCUCAAUUUAUUAACUAAUUAAGAUUUUUUUUGUUUAGUUUUUGCAUUCGACUAUCGGUUUAAUUAUUACGUAGUAUUUGUAUAAGUUCCCAAAACUUUAUUUUUGCACAACAAAACUCGAAAAACAAAUAUUAUCCCAAUCAUUACCUACCUCUUCAUCAGAAAUUCAGAAUCAAUUUGUUAAACCUUCACCAUCUUCACCCACACCACCCCAACAGGUUUUUUCGUUUUGCACAUUUUUAAUCAGUUUUAGUGUGUGAGAAAGAGAGAGGGAGAGAGCAUAGAAAGCGUACAAUAUAUUUAGUUAGUUUGCAGCGAGAGAUAUAUACCCAUAUAUAUAUCUUUAUAGCGAAAGAGUGAUAGGGUUUGAUUUAUAUAUAUAUAUAUAUAGGAAAGUUUUGGGUGUGUUUUUUUUUCGUUUGUUUGUGUUUGUGUUGUUGCUGGUAGUAGUUGCUUCAGCACACAAACAUGGAUCCCUAUUCGCCGGAAUUACUAUGGAUGGUCGUUAUUGGCUUUAUAAUAGCCUUUAUCCUGGCCUUUGGCAUUGGAGCAAAUGACGUGGCCAAUUCGUUUGGAACUAGUGUUGGAUCCGGUGUCUUAACCAUACGACAAGCCUGCAUUUUGGCCACCAUUUGUGAAAUUUCUGGCGCCGUUCUAAUUGGUUACAAGGUAUCGGACACGAUGCGCAAAGGCAUUCUGGAAGUGGGCAUGUAUGAGGGAUCCGAGGAUGUGCUAAUGCUUGGCUGUGUGGCCGCUUUGGCCAGCAGUGCUAUAUGGCUGCUAUUGGCGACUUUUCUGAAAUUGCCCAUUUCGGGUACGCACAGUAUUGUUGGAUCGACCAUUGGUUUCUCAUUGGUAGCACGCGGCGUCGAGGGUUUAAAAUGGUCGACACUGGGCACCAUUGUCGGUUCAUGGUUCAUUUCGCCGGUGAUGAGUGGCAUUGUGAGCAUUCUACUAUUUCUGGCCAUACGUCGUUUCAUUUUGAGCGCUCAGGAGCCAUUGAAGGCUGGAUUCCGUUCGUUACCCAUAUUCUAUGGUGUGACAUUCUUCAUUAAUGUGAUAAGUGUUGUCCUGGAUGGACCGAAAUUAUUGUAUAUGGAUAAUAUACCCACUUGGAUAGCCAUUAGUGUCAGUGUGGGCUUGUCCCUGGUGGUGGCACUGCUUACCCAGCUGGUGGUUGUCCCAUUGCAACGUCGCAAGAUUGCCAAACGUUUGCGAGCCGAGAAUCCAGUUAAAUUCAAUUUCGAGGACUCUGUCGAAUCAUCGCCAUCUGGCAGUCCCAAGAAACAGCAACGUCGUCCUUUAUCGUUAGUUAGCGAGGGCAAACCUCUGCCUGCCAUUGCUGAGAUCACGGAACUGGUUUCCUUAAGCGACAACUCACCGAAAACCUUUAAAUUGGCUCCAUUUGGCUUAUCGGCUAAAAAUAAUAAUGCUCCUGCCGAUGAUUAUAAAAUAGAUCCUCAAUUGAUUAAGAAGGCCGAGGAUCUGUUGGGAAAAGCCAGCUUGGAUAAUACUGAUCUGACAGUUACCAGUCUAAAUUUCAUCGAUGAGCAGCAGCAGCAACAACAACGCCAAAAUGGACGCAAGCUUCAAGAGUGCUUUAAGCAUGUCCAAUCGCCCAAAGAGGAGCACAAACAACCUCAGCCACAGCAACAACAGCAGCAAUCAUUGCCACCGCCGCAGCAACAGCAACAACAACAACAACAACAACAACAGGUUGGCAGCGGUGGCACUGUAUCUAACAACAAUUUGCAAGUGGUGGAAAGUGCUGCCAGUCUCGAUCUUAUGAUCAAUUCUACAUUAUCGCCCAACUCCAGCAAGGUGCCAUUGAUCGAGAGCAAGGAAGCACUCAAUGAACAGGACGAUGAAUUCAAAGGGUCAGCCGGACGUCGUGUUAGCAAUGGCGAAGAGACACCAGAGAUUUCCAUGCUCUUCUCGUUUCUGCAAAUAUUAACCGCCACCUUUGGCAGCUUUGCCCAUGGCGGCAACGAUGUGAGCAAUGCAAUUGGACCACUUAUCGCCCUGUAUAUGAUUUAUUGCGAGGGUUCGGUACUGCAACGUGCAGAAAGUCCUAUUUACAUCCUAAUCUACGGUGGUAUUGGCAUCUCAGUGGGACUCUGGCUAUGGGGAAGGCGUGUUAUUGAAACUAUUGGCAACGAUUUGACAAAGAUUACCUCAUCGACUGGCUUUACUAUUGAAGUUGGCGCUGCUAUUACCGUUUUAUUGGCCAGCAAAAUCGGAUUGCCCAUAUCGACAACACAUUGCAAAGUUGGCUCAGUAGUUUUUGUUGGCCAUGUGAGUGCUUCAGGACGCAAGAAGAGUCAGAAAAAGCAAGAGGGCAAGCAGCACAAAAAAUCAAAGCAACAGCAAACUCCAGUUGAGAAUGGUAAACCUAUGGCUGAAGCAGCAGCAACAGCAGUAGCAGCAACAGAACAACCAGCACAAGCAAAAGAUCCCUCCACAAUGGUUGAUGGCAGUGUCGAUUGGCAUUUGUUCCGGAAUAUUGCCUAUGCCUGGAUAGUAACUGUGCCCGUUACUGCGCUCCUUAGCGCUGGCAUAAUGUAUGUCCUCUGCCUGAUGGCCGUUGACGAUUUGGGGCACACUUAAAGCCCGGACACUAGACAGUAAUUAUGGGCUUGCCAUUCAAUUAU
Molecule: messenger RNA, 3552 nt
Organism: Drosophila willistoni
Lineage: Eukaryota; Metazoa; Arthropoda; Insecta; Diptera; Drosophilidae
Gene: NaPi-III
Product: sodium-dependent phosphate transporter 2
Exons: 7
Coding region: 1370-3508 (712 amino acids)
Biological process (GO): phosphate ion transmembrane transport
Cellular component (GO): membrane
Molecular function (GO): phosphate transmembrane transporter activity
Source: RefSeq, a predicted model, not a curated record